This is a messenger RNA of Pseudovirgaria hyperparasitica, 1388 nucleotides long. RefSeq names its product kinase-like protein. Gene Ontology annotation, biological process: protein phosphorylation. NCBI's taxonomy places the organism in Eukaryota, Fungi, Ascomycota, Dothideomycetes, Acrospermales, Acrospermaceae. Gene Ontology annotation, molecular function: ATP binding; protein kinase activity. The record is from RefSeq and is a predicted model, not a curated record. The coding region runs from base 216 to 1214 and encodes 332 amino acids. The transcript has 2 exons.
GAGCGUUGUUGGGACAGAAACCGUCACGUGCGGGUAUAGGCGAGAAACUUAUACAGUCCUACUAAUUAUAGACUUCUUAGUAGUCUAUUAUCUACUUCUAUACCUUUAUCACAGAGUCUAGUAGGGAUUUAACUCUAUAAUUUUUCAGACUGCCUACCGAUACCGCGCACCCUCAAGCACCGGUAGUUCGUUACAUCAGCUAUACACCUCAUACUAUGUCUCUUGUUGAUUCGAACUGCAAUUUCAGGAACGAAGUUCAGCACCUGCGAGCAACGUAUGAGCGUAAACGGAACUCAACGAACCUGUAUCCACCGGUUGGACGCCCUGUGUAUGGGAUUGAAGUAAGAGCAGUGGACGACAUCGACCAACACACGUUCUGGUACGAACUAGAAGAUUCGAAAAACCUACAAUGUAUUAGACUUUACGACAUACCUGGAACUCUUUCGGGUGAUAUCCUGCGACUAAAUAAACAGCUGCCAACCAUGUCGAACGAGAAGAAUUACGAAAUCCAAGGAGAUAAAAUUGUGCCGCUAGAAACUGUACCGACGCCGCGCAGAUUUGAGUCAGACGCUGAAAACCUUACAUCUGAGCUCUGUAAGCUUCCCGAGAUUGCUGUUGACCCGGACAAGCAUUUUGUCAAGCAAGGCAAAUAUCGUAGUGAGAUCAGAAAUCUUCUCACUUGCCAAGGCGGGUCUUGUCCUGGUGUACCAAUCUCGCCUCAUAUCAUCCAACUCUUGGGCAAAUCUGCAGAUGGACACUUAGUGUUUGAAAAACAAAACCCACGCUAUAUCCUAGCCUUUGUACAUGAUUUUUGCCGAUACAGAUCUUGGAUUCUCCAAAUCAUUACUGGCCUGGCGGCUCUACACUCUGUCGGAAUCGUGCACCGUGACUUGCGUAUCGACAAUCUUGUUUUCAGCACUGAUGCCACUCGAGUCUGGAUAAUUGACCUCGAGGGUCGUUGGGGAAAUUGGCGGGCGCCCGAAGUAUCGGACGGAGCCGGCCUUGAUGCAGGCUGGACGGAAAUGUCUGAUAUUUACGAUCUGGGCUCGCUCAUCAAGGAUAUGAUAUAUGGUAACGUUCCUCUUACCUUGCAGGUUGACUGGGACGCACCAACGCUGUUGAAGCCUGUUGUCGAAGCAUGUACACGGGAUUCACCCUCAGACCGGCCGUCCCUAUCCCGGCUCCAUGAUAUGGUAACAGGUAUCGCGGCGUAAUUAUACAUCUGGUCGUCAGAAGCAGUCCCCGAGCUCAUAACAGUAAAGAAAGUGUAUGGAGUGCUUAGAUGUCGCGUCUGAAGUCAUGUUAGCUCCUUUAGCAAUAGCAAUCUAAUAUGUUCUCUUAUUCCGAGGUGAAGACUCAUACAUACAAACGCCAAGUACAACGACCAG